Messenger RNA from Oncorhynchus tshawytscha (Chinook salmon), 3996 nucleotides. Its product is annotated as zinc finger protein 883. Gene Ontology annotation, molecular function: DNA-binding transcription factor activity, RNA polymerase II-specific; RNA polymerase II transcription regulatory region sequence-specific DNA binding. Bases 298 to 1947 code for a protein of 549 amino acids. Lineage: Eukaryota; Metazoa; Chordata; Actinopteri; Salmoniformes; Salmonidae. Gene Ontology annotation, cellular component: nucleus. The transcript has 2 exons. Gene Ontology annotation, biological process: regulation of transcription by RNA polymerase II. The record is from RefSeq and is a predicted model, not a curated record.
CUACAAUGCGUUGUUGGCGCCAGAAGAUCAGUGGCGCAAGCUCUACAGAAAGCGAGAGAGGAAGACAUUGCAGACAGUCGCAAGCAAGCAUCCAGGAGAAAUCGGUUGUGCAGAGCCCUUAAACUUUUUGUUUCAUCAUACCCCGAAGACAAAGAGGUCUCUGACUGACUGAGAAUCUAAGCACUACUACCAACCCUGUUGUGCUAGCCAUACUAAGUGGAUCUCUUCCUACCCCAAGUCCCUCUAAGCUUCCCGUCCGGCUCUAAAACGGAGGUCGUCGGGCUGGAGUGUGUUCUCAUGGCUGAUUCAGAGACUGAGUGUGACACACCCGGCCUUGACACGCUGGGGUCGGAGUGUGUCAUUGCCCACAGCCAGGUUGACCUGCAUUAUGCGGCCGAGACGGAGAUCAUGACGGAGGAGAAACGUGGCCUGGAGCUGGAGAUCCACGGGGCAGACCUGGCCAAGAUCCAAGGUCUCACUGCCGUGGCCUGUGUGGACGCCAUCGUCACAGAGACUGACCACGACUACGUGACCAAGCCGGACCACCACGGGGAGAUCCAGUGCUUCACCAUGGGGGGCGAGGGCAAAGGGGAGGCGCUGCUGGGAGAGGUGCUGCUAAAAACAGAGACUGAACAUGUGGUUAAGGUGGAGUCGGACCACGUGGGCGGCGAGCUGACGGUGGAGUCCGAGAAUGGUGUGGUUAUCCACGAGGCCCACGGCCUGCAGUGCAACGAGUGCGGAGAGAUCUUCGGCAGCAUGGCCGACCUGCACCAGCACUUUGAGAUCCACAAGGCCACCAACCCUUACAUCUGCGUGCACUGUGGCGAUAGCUUCGCUGUGGAGUCGAGCCUCAAGCAGCACAUGAAGAUCCACAUGAAAGAGAAAGCGUAUGCCACCACAGGUGUGGAGAUGGUGGGAAAGGGGGUGAUCGAUGCUUUCAACCUAAAGUCUCACCAGAUGAUCCACAGCCCGGAGAAGCCCCACCGUUGCUCGGAAUGCGGCAAGAGCUUCGCGGCGGCCAUCACCCUGCGGGAGCACAUGAAGAUGCACUCGGAGGAUAAGCCGUACAAGUGUACCCAGUGCAGGAAGAGCUUCAUCCGCCGGCGCCACCUCAAGAAGCACCAGGAGCUUCACGCCAGGGAGAAGCCCUUCACCUGUUCCCAGUGUGGAAAGGGCUUUACCACGGCCUCUAGCCUGAAGCAGCACCAGAAAACCCACGCAGGGGACAAGCCUCACCGCUGCACACAGUGUGGGAAGUGCUUUGCCGCAGCCGCAACCCUGCGGGAGCACCAGCGCAUCCACUCUGGGGAGAAGCCCUACAAGUGCAACCAGUGCAGGAAGAGCUUUGUCCGCAAGCGCCACCUUAAGAAGCACCAACUGGUCCACUCGGGUGGGAAACCCUACUCCUGCGCCCAGUGCGACAAGAGCUUCAACCACUCUUCCUCGCUCUCCCGGCACCACAAGGUCCACCUGGAAGCACGCAUCUACUCCUCUCCUCCCCAGGGCAAGGCCUUCUCCUACGGGUCCACUAUGAAGCAACAGUCGAGGAUGCACCAGGGGGGAGGCGCGGGAGACAAACCGUACACCUGCAACCACUGCGACAAGAGCUUCAAUCAUUCCUCCUCCCUGUCCCGCCACCAAAGAGUCCACUCGGAGGGGAAGAGCUACACCUGCGGCCACUGUGGGAAGAGGUUCAACCACUCCUCUUCUCUGUCCAGGCACCAGCGUGUUCACCAGGAGCAGAAGCAGCAGCAGCAGCAGCAACAACAGGUAGUGGUGCAGCAACAGUACAGCGCCGUUCCCUCGACAAAGGGAUUCCCCCACACCACCAUCCUCAAACAGCGUAUCCUGGCCAGCGAGAAGCCAUACAGGUGCUCCCAGUGUGGAAAAGGCUUCAACCAUUCAUCUUCUCUCUCCAGGCAUCAUAGAAUCCACAUCGACCAGUGAGAUCCCUACACACACCUACUCUCUCUCACUCACACACAGCCCUGACCGACACCCACCCCUGUGAUGUUUCUGUUCUAUCAAUCGGUCCCGAGCUCCAGACGACAAGGACUACAGCCAAUAAAACCCGGCCAGCUCUCCCAGUAACAGUGUAGUGGUCAGGGGCAGAGUUUAAUUUGUCUCUGUGUGGAGCAGUCGAUACAGAUGGACGAUGACACAACCAAAAUAUCCUUUUCAAAAGGAGAGAAAUAAAAGUUCUAGCCAGAACUUGUAAUAACCCUUUACAGAUGAGCUGUUGAAGUUGGGUUGCUUGACAAGUUCCUAGGACUUUCAGAUCAGUUAGUUUUGAAUAAAUUGUGUGAUAGACAUUUUGAAUGAGCCUGUUUCUCCUUUGUGAUUGUGAUUCUUCGCUCCAGAACCCCCUCUUUUUGAUUGCUUUUAAAGAAAAGAAAAAUGAUUUGAUAAUCUAGAUGAUAAAUGUUACCUGACUAACGGAGAGAAACACUUGUAGUUAUUUCACUCGUGCAUAAUUCUCCCCCUACUAUAUGAAGUGCUUUUCCGAUCUAACCCUCGUUGAGGUCAAUCUCCCACUCUUGGCUACUGAUGCAACUUGCGAUCAAGUCAUACUGUCUUGAUGGCAUAAAUUAGCAAUUUUUCAAAUGUGCAUUUUUUUAACCCAUCUUACCACCUGUAAACUCAUGGGGGGAGACAGAUCCUAUGUAAAUAAUUGUUGAUUUAUCCUUUUUAUAUAUCUGUAUAGGUGACUACUGUGCAGUUUUGUUCCAGAAAUUAGAUGUGUUUUUUUUUAUAGUAACAUCCACAUACACUCGCCUCCCUUCUCCAGAUUCCUUUUCAUUAAUUGUUUUUGUUACAGAGCUACCAGAAAAUGUUGCUGCUGCUCUUGUAUGUACAUACUGUCAUAUCUGGGUUGCCAUCUAGGGUUUCCAUCCAGUGAGAUGCAGCUCCAUGUGGAUGGGUCUGUACCCAGUGAUGUGGUCUGUACCCAGUGAUGUGGUCUGUACUGUACAGCUAAAGUGUGGAGAGCAAUACUGCCUCAAGCCUCUGUAUUUUUGGGAUGCAAUUAACAUUCAUGAAAAGGAGAAAUGGACAAAAUCACCGUAAAAAAAAUAAACUAUCUGGUAGCAUUAUCUGAAUUUGACUUGCGUCUGUUUUUAAUUGAUUCCCGAUCCAGUUCUUUCAGCACCAAAUGUAACAUCAUUAUUAGAUAGACGAUGGACUCUGAUGUUCAAGAGGUAUUUCUUUACUCAUUCAAUUAGCAGUGUAUAGAAUUAUAGUUGAUAUCACUGAAUGGUUUUGGGAGUAGAAGUGCCCGAAUUGGACAGUGUAAUAAUAGGUUGUGUUUACUACCUAUCUAGACGAUUAUAGGUUGCUUUUAGUGACACCACUCUUGACUUUGAACUUCCAGGUUUUCCAAAUUCCAUGGGAUUAUGCUUUUUAUUUACUGUUCUGUGUAUAAAUAAAAAAACGUUUUUUUUUUUUUUAAAUACCGUUUGGGUCAUUUUGACAGGGAAGAAUAGCUAUUAUACUGUUUAAAAAAAAAAUUGAAAAAUAAAAAAUAUGGGAAGGAAUUUUUAUUUUGAGCAACCUUCAUUCUUUUUACCCCUUUUUGAAUAACAGUUGUGCUUCAAACGGUAGCAUAGGCUUAUUCCUUGUGUUAGAUAGAUAGGUGCCUUACUGCAUGCUGUAGAAAUGUAUGCCGAGCUGUCAUAAAACAAACAAAAAAACGUAUGGUUUGGCAACUCCUUUAUUCUUAACUUACACCCAGCAUUUUAAGUUGAUGUCAUUACUUUAUUAUUUUUGGGCUUCUAUGUACAUUGUGUUUGCACACUGUUACAUCUUCAUUGUCAUUUAAUUUUCUCUCCUGUCUUUGUUUGGCAUUCAAUGUAGAUUUUCUUCAAGGUUGAAUUAAGGAAGUGAGAAUGUUUUUGAUCCCUAUAUGGCUUUGAUAACUGUAGAGGUCCCACCCAGCGCCACCUCUCCCCACACUGACUGCUACAUAUAUGGAUAAAUAAAAGUUGACUCAACAUUGCA